Messenger RNA from Rana temporaria (common frog), 1748 nucleotides. RefSeq names its product lectin, mannose binding 1 (gene LMAN1). Gene Ontology annotation, cellular component: Golgi membrane; endoplasmic reticulum membrane; endoplasmic reticulum-Golgi intermediate compartment. Gene Ontology annotation, biological process: endoplasmic reticulum to Golgi vesicle-mediated transport; endoplasmic reticulum organization; Golgi organization. The record is from RefSeq and is a predicted model, not a curated record. The coding region runs from base 47 to 1546 and encodes 499 amino acids. The transcript has 13 exons. Gene Ontology annotation, molecular function: D-mannose binding. NCBI's taxonomy places the organism in Eukaryota, Metazoa, Chordata, Amphibia, Anura, Ranidae.
GGCUGAGCAUGGUUUCUCCGGUCACACUACGUCAGCACUGUCCAAGAUGGCGAUGUCCAUAGAGCGGCGACAGCAGCGUUCAGUGACCGGGCUGUGCUCGGUGCUGCUUCUAUUCUGGAGCCUGAGCUGUGCCGGGGCGGAGGAGGACAAGCCGCCUCACCGCAGGUUCGAGUACAAGUACAGCUUCAAGGGGCCCUACCUGGUGCAGUCUGACGGCUCCGUCCCCUUCUGGACUCACAGUGGAAAUGCCAUUCCCAGCGCUGAUCAGAUCAGAAUUACUCCAUCCCUAAAGAGCCAGAAAGGAUCGGUCUGGACGAAAACCGUGUCAAGUUUUGAGAACUGGGAGGUGGAAGUGACCUUCCGGGUAACGGGACGUGGAAGAAUAGGCGCUGAUGGGCUGGCUAUAUGGUACACAGCGGAGCAGGGUCUGGAUGGCGAAGUUUACGGGGCUGCUGACUCGUGGAACGGUGUGGGGAUUUUCUUUGAUUCCUUUGACAAUGAUGCAAAGAAAAACAAUCCGAUGAUUUUGGUUGUGGGAAAUAAUGGAAAGCUCCAGUAUGACCAUCACAAUGAUGGAGCUUCUCAAGCACUGUCCUCUUGUCAGAGAGAUUUCAGAAACAAACCUUAUCCAGUUCGAGCAAAGAUCAUCUACUACAAGAAGACUUUAACAGUAAUGAUUAACAACGGCUUUACACCCGACAAGGACGACUAUGAGUUCUGUGCCAAAGUGGACAAUAUGGUUUUGCCCCAGCAAGGCUUCUUUGGGAUAUCUGCAGCUACUGGAGGCCUAGCAGAUGAUCACGAUGCGUUGUCUUUUCUAACUUUCCAGUUAACGGAACCUAGCAAAGAUGCACUUCCAGCUGAUGGGGAUAUCACAAAGGCAGAAAAGGACAAGUAUCAAGAGGAGUUUGACAACUUCCAGCAAGAACUUGAUAAGAGGAAAGAUGAGUACCAGAAAGAUCACCCAGAGCUCCAGGAGCAUCCAGUGGAUGAUAUGUUUGAGUCGGUCAAUGAACGAGAACUCAGGCAGAUCUUUGAAGGCCAGAACCGUAUUCACCUUGAGAUUAAGCAGCUGAACCGGCAGCUGGACAUGAUCCUGGAUGAGCAGCGGAGAUAUGUGAAUGCAGUGAGCGAAACCAUGACUAAGACAGGAGGAGGAAACGAGGCACAACAGGCCUCCCAGCAGGAACUGGAUACUCUGCUCAAUGGACAGAGGGAGGUAUUAAAGCAUGUCAAUGACAUGAGAAAUUCUGUGGGCGAAACAUUAAAACUGGUGUCUGGAAACCAGAAUUUAGGUGCUGGAGGCUAUGAGACCACCCAACACUUCAAUGACCUCAAGGAGCACCUCCAUGUGGUGAAGAGGGACAUCGAACAUCUAGUGCAAAAAAACUUGCCACAUGAAAAACAGAGGUGUCCAGAAAUUCCUGUCCCUUCUUGUCUUUCCACGACACACUUCUUUAUGUUUGUAGCAGUUCAAAGUGUGUUAUUAAUUGGUUACUUUAUGUACAGAAAUCAGCAAGAAGCAGCAGCUAAAAAGUUCUUUUGAUGAGCCAUUGUACGUCAUGUCUACCUGCACCACAGUACACCCGGUGUAGGCCUGUAUGUGAGGGACUGCUCGACUAGUUUAAAUUAUUGAAUUUUUGAAAAAAGAAAAAUGCGGCAAAGAGUUUCUGGUUUAUUAAAAGAUUGAAAUGUGAAUACAAAAAAGGGAUCUUGAGGGGAAAAAAUAUUUUUAUCUAUUUUUUAAA